CCUCUCCUCUCCAGAAGGAGCCGGGUUGGCGAGAGGCUGCCGGGGCGCAGGACGCCAGGGCUGUGCUCGGCAGGAACAAACACGCUCUGGAAUUUGGUUUCUGCCCUCGCAAGCAGCUCCUUUCCUGCCCCGUGGGGCGAGCCAGCCAGCAGAAGAGCCGAAAAAACCCUCAUUUUACAGAAAGAAGGCUGAGGGAGAAAUGCAAGUGCCGACACUUUGCGGCGUCCGGCAUACGUUCCCAGUAAAUUCGGACGGACCAGACUUCACCGUCGUGAUCUGCAGCCAAGAAUAAGGCAGAAAGUUCUAUAACAGCUCCAUCAAAUCGAGGAGGGGGGGGAAAAUGGAACUGAGCGAGCUUUGGGAUGACCUCAUCUGCCACAAAUGAUAUGGUUUUUGACUUUGGAAGACUCGCUGUGCGAUUACAAAUAGCACUUGGAAGAGAAAAGUGACCUGCCGGAGAUGUACUCCCCUGCUACAGAGCUGCUGGUUCUUCUCUGAAGCUUUACACAUGCAACAAACUUAGCAAAGCACACAGUUCAAAUACAUCCGCAAGUUCUUCUGGAAGUUAAAAAAAAAGUUGCAAUAAAAAUACCAGAGAAACCUCCAAAUCACAGGAAUUUUAAAUAUACCAUUAUAAUGGUAAGCUCUAAUUGUUCCACUGAGGACUCCUUUAAAUAUACUUUAUAUGGGUGUAUCUUUAGUAUGGUGUUUGUUCUUGGCCUCAUAGCAAACUGUGUUGCUAUCUACAUUUUUACUUGCACGUUAAAAGUGCGCAAUGAGACUACAACUUACAUGCUUAAUUUGGCAAUAUCGGAUCUGCUUUUCGUGUUUACGUUACCCUUCAGGAUUUAUUACUUUGUAGCAAGAAACUGGCCAUUUGGAGACAUUCUUUGCAAGAUUUCUGUCACCCUCUUUUACACAAACAUGUAUGGGAGCAUUUUAUUUCUGACUUGCAUAAGCGUAGAUCGCUUUUUAGCUAUAGUACACCCCUUUCGAUCUAAGACUCUCCGAACAAAAAGGAACGCAAAAAUUGUCUGUGUUGCAGUAUGGAUAACUGUGUUAGCAGGCAGCACCCCAGCAAGCUUUUUCCAGUCUACAAACCUCCGUAACAAUACUGAACAGAGAUCGUGCUUUGAAAACUUUUCGGAGGACACAUGGAAAACCUACCUAUCCCGGAUUGUUAUCUUCAUUGAAAUAGUUGGAUUUUUUAUUCCACUCAUCUUGAACGUGACCUGCUCUACUGUGGUCUUACGGACUUUGAAUAAGCCGCUUACUUUAAGUCGGAAUAAAUUAAGCAAGAAAAAGGUACUCAAAAUGAUUUUCGUCCAUUUGGUGAUAUUCUGCUUCUGCUUUGUGCCUUAUAACAUUACCUUAAUACUUUAUUCCCUUAUGAGAACGCAGACCUGGAUUAAUUGUUCAGUGGUAACUGCAGUCAGGACUAUGUACCCCAUCACCCUGUGCAUCGCCGUUUCAAACUGCUGUUUUGACCCUAUAGUCUAUUACUUUACAUCGGACAAUUCAAAAUUCCAUAAAAAAGAACCGGUCCACGAGACCACGGGACAUCAGAUUCUCCGAAAGACCAGUUUCAGAAAGCUUCAUUCAACACAGCCUUCAGACUGUAAAAAUGAAAAUAUUUGACAGUGACUCUACAAUAUAAACUGUAGUAAAAUACUACUGGGACUAAACUGGAAUUAGAAGCCUGCACAUUUCUUCAGCUGUGGAAAUAUAUUCUGAUAUGUAAAUGUUACGCUUCCUUCACAUCAGAAAAGUUUAUUAUAAGACUGUAAAAGCGUUAAGCAUAAUAGUACAUGGAAAAAGUAUUUUAAGAAUUUACGUCAAAUGUCUGUUUUGACAGGUUGUGUGUUAGAAAUGAACUUUUGGUUUCGGAUUAGGUUAACCGAAGUCCAAAAUCUGUCUGUCAAGUAAAAAACAAAUGAAAAAGA
This is a messenger RNA of Chroicocephalus ridibundus (black-headed gull), 1943 nucleotides long. RefSeq names its product lysophosphatidic acid receptor 6 (gene LPAR6). Gene Ontology annotation, molecular function: lysophosphatidic acid receptor activity. The record is from RefSeq and is a predicted model, not a curated record. Gene Ontology annotation, cellular component: plasma membrane. NCBI's taxonomy places the organism in Eukaryota, Metazoa, Chordata, Aves, Charadriiformes, Laridae. Gene Ontology annotation, biological process: positive regulation of Rho protein signal transduction; phospholipase C-activating G protein-coupled receptor signaling pathway.